UGUAAAACGAGGGGAUGAUUCUGUAAUCUAGGUGAACAGCGCAAGAUAGCAAACAUGAUACGCUUAUCUUUCGUCUUUUUUUUUUCUUUCUUCAUUAAUUAAGUUCGGGUAUAUAGCGCAAAAACGUAGCCAGAGUUCAUCUUCAGGGGAGAGAACGCUAAACUGAACCAAACGGCGUCGGUUAGUCCGACGGAGCAACCAUGUCGUCGUCUCUUCUUCUCUCUGGUUCUAUAGUACCUUCUUCGUUUAUCGCUCCAUCGAAGCUUUCUCUCGUACGGAAGCCCAAUAAGUCACUGUUACCAUUUCGGAAUGUUUCGAGAAGCUUCAAAAGCCUUAGGUGCGCCGUUGAUUCUCCUUAUGGAGGCAACGUCCCAACGUUUCCCCGGACCAGAGUUUGGGACCCGUAUAAACGUCUAGGAAUUAGUCCAUAUGCUUCUGAGGAAGAAAUCUGGGCGUCCCGUAACUUUCUAUUAGAGCAGUAUGCUGGACAUGAGAGAAGCGAAGAAUCUAUAGAAGCCGCCUUUGAGAAGCUUCUAAUGUCUAGUUUUAUCAAAAGGAAGAAGACUAAGAUCAAUUUGAAAACAAGGUUGAAGAAGAAAGUUGAGGAAUCUCCUCCGUGGCUCAAAACCCUUCUCGAUUUUGUUGAAAUGCCUCCUAUGGACACUAUUUUCAGAAGACUGUUCCUCUUUGCUUUCAUGGGUGGUUGGAGUAUCAUGAACUCAGCAGAAGGCGGUCCUGCGUUUCAGGUGGCGGUAUCAUUGGCUGCUUGCAUAUAUUUCCUGAAUGAGAAGACAAAGAGCUUGGGGAGAGCUUGCUUAAUCGGAAUUGGUGCUUUAACGGCCGGGUGGUUCUGUGGUUCGCUAAUCAUUCCCAUGAUCCCGACGUUUCUCAUUCACCCGACAUGGACGCUCGAGCUCUUAACAUCACUGGUUGCUUAUGCUUUUUUGUUUCUUUCUUGUACUUUCCUCAAAUAAGUCCUCUGUUUUUUUCAGACACUUUUUUUUUGUUAUUUUUCCCAAAGACUUGAACAGAAUCUCUCGGCUUCGGAAAAAAAAAAAUAGUGGAAUUUGUCAAUCGUCGGUAAUGUGUAUUGGUAUUAGCCUAUUAGGCAUUCACAAGAUCAUAUAUUUUUGAAGGUAACUUUAA
This is a messenger RNA of Eutrema salsugineum, 1146 nucleotides long. Its product is annotated as protein CHAPERONE-LIKE PROTEIN OF POR1, chloroplastic. The coding region runs from base 201 to 974 and encodes 257 amino acids. NCBI's taxonomy places the organism in Eukaryota, Viridiplantae, Streptophyta, Magnoliopsida, Brassicales, Brassicaceae. The record is from RefSeq and is a predicted model, not a curated record. Gene Ontology annotation, cellular component: chloroplast membrane. The transcript has 5 exons.